Messenger RNA from Kockovaella imperatae, 2469 nucleotides. RefSeq lists its product as hypothetical. Gene Ontology annotation, biological process: regulation of DNA-templated transcription. Gene Ontology annotation, cellular component: nucleus. Lineage: Eukaryota; Fungi; Basidiomycota; Tremellomycetes; Tremellales; Cuniculitremaceae. Gene Ontology annotation, molecular function: DNA-binding transcription factor activity, RNA polymerase II-specific; zinc ion binding. Bases 249 to 2303 code for a protein of 684 amino acids. The record is from RefSeq and is a predicted model, not a curated record. The transcript has 13 exons.
UCGGUCGAGCGGAAGUGACUUGCUUUAUGGAGAACACUCAGCGUAUAUCGGUGGUGUCUACAAUUACCUGACUAUAGGGCCUCUUCCACGUAGUCCCUUUCGUCCUCUUCAGACUGAUCCAGAGUCGAACGCAACCCCCUUUGGCCUCAGAUCCAACACCCCUUUUUGGCGCGAGAACGAGAAUCCUUGACCGAGGUUGACAAGCAGUCUUCGUUGCACCCUAAUACCUUAUCUUCACUUAGCUCAACAUGUCGGAUUCAAUGAAUUCGACACCUCCCGGCGCAGUGGACGACAAGUUCGCGCCUCUGAAAAGGAAUCACGCCUGCUUACAAUGCAAGAAGCGGAAGGUGAAGUGCGACGCUAUUCAUCCAACUUGUUCGCCAUGUAUGAGGUCUUAUCAUCACGCCGCACGUGCAGCUCAGCGGAACAAGAGUGAACUUCCGGUGCUGGUCUGCACGUAUGCCGAGGUCGAUUCGAACCCUGGAUCUGAAGAUGAAAUGCCGAUCUUAAUCCGAAGUGGCGAGGAGAAGAGAAAGAAGCGGUCGCGAGAUGCCAACCCAGCUCAAACGAGGCAUCGAGAUGACGAUAUUGGUAUGGAGACGGAGCGAGAAGCUUUGAUGGCUAGAAUAGCGGAACUAGAGCACCGACUUAACGGAUUGACUCCAACGGACUCCAUCCCCUCAAGACCUUCCAGCUCUGGUCCACGUAAACCAACCACCCCAAGUCGAGCUUUCGACGAAACUACUGCCUGGCUACAAGGUGCCCUUACCUCCAACCCGAAAGGCCAAAACCCUCCGGUCCAUGUCAGCCAACCGAUAGCUAGCCAGGCUACAAUUCCAGCCUCCAUCGCGCCUAAUCUCGACGCCUUCGACUUUGGCUCGUACUUUUUGGUGCCGAUGCAUUGGCCUCCCGGUCUGCCAUCGCCUUUCUUGCUGGAACACUUGAUUGAAACAUUCUUCAACAGUGUGCCUCAUUUUGGUCGGAUCUUGCAUAGGGCAUCAUUGCUCGCGCGUGUCAGAUUGCCUCCGACAUCUCCCGAUUUCCCUCACGCUUCACUCCUCCAUUCUAUCUGUGCGACAGCGGCCACGCAUACUGCUUGGGUCAACAACGUCCCGGCAGAGGCUAUGGAGGAAAUGCUUUUGAAAAAUCAAUUCCUCAAGACGAGUCUCGAGAUUUCAGAAGAUUUUGCCUUGAUGCAAGGAGACCUUGCGGAGAAGAGUAUGAAACAAGCUGCUUCAUUGUGCAUGAUGGGCCCGGGAAAUACGAUGCUAGAGAUCGCCCAAGCUAGUACGAUCCUCGCCGAAGUGUAUUACAACAAGAGCUUGCCAAUGCAGGGCUGGAUCAUUUCAGCUUUUGGGCCCAGAUUGCUGCACGCUUUGGAGUUGAUGAACAAAAAUCGAGCCAAUUCAGUCAAGGAACCGCUGUUGACCGAGCCGAGGGAUACCUUUGACCGAGAGCAACGAAUAGCGACAGUUUGGGCGACUUUUAUCGUGGAUGCCGGUUUCGCCCUGAAUAGCUUCUGGGCCGGUAGUAUCGACUUUGCGGAACUCUUGACACCGUUCCCUGCCAGUACAAUACAUUUCCACUCCAAGGACGACAGCAUCCCACCAAAUCCGCAGACCGCUUUCACUCCGGACAUGCUGACACAUCAUCCCGUCCAGGACCCUUUCGCGCUCGCUUGCAAAGCGUCGACACUGACCUGGCGCUCUGCAAAAUGGAUCCGUACAUGGACCCAGCGUGACCAAGUGCCCGGAGAUACGCUCAAUGGUCUGGCCAGGCCUGACUUUAUGGAACUGAUAAAGGACAUCACAGGAUUCCAAGCCAGCAUUCCCGUGUCAAUGAAGAAUCUCUUCAAGAUCCUGGACCAGUCAUCCGGACAGUCGUUUGACGCAGACAUCUUGAUGAUCCAUAUCAUGCCAAAUCUGUCCUUGGCUCUCAUUUAUGAGGCUAUGUUGGACUGGGACAACCCGAACCCUUACUGCGUUCAGCAGAUACAAAAGGCGUUUGAGGGCAUCAUCGGAGUCCUCUACCUGAUUCCAACGAAUCUGGAUGUCAGUCUCGUACUGACGUCGCUCCUGGCAUUCUCCAUCUACACGACUGGGCGGAUUCUCUCCAAUUUUAUCCAACACGCCAUUGGAGCGGAACAGUUCACGGUCGCUAUGCGUUAUCGAGCGGAUCUGCAAACCUGUCAGAACGUUUUGAGUCGUUAUGGACAAAAACACGCCCUCGGCCUCAUGAUGUCAAAAUUCCUUGAAGCCUAUAUAUCUGUCCCCGCUCGUAAUCUACGCGCAAGUAACCAGUAACGCCGGGCAUCGUGAUUCCCAGUCAUCCGGUCCCUCCACAGGUUCGACUGGCCAGGUGCCACGGACUUCAGCGAUUGACUCGUCAGCACCAGGUAGUACGAGCAGCGGUAUCACUCCACCAGUCAUUCAGACUGUGACACCCGAGUCCUCAGGUAUCAGCCUGAUU